AUUACAAAACGGGUUAAUAUAUUAAUAUUUGUAUUCAUGAGUUGUGAGGAUUGUGUAUCCAAACAAGAGUUUUAGAAAACGUAACCUCUGUCUUCCUUCCUUCUCAUUUCUCGAACGUCUCAUAAUCCUUCGCCGCUGUUUGUUUUCCCUUCUUUGUUGGCUUCAAGGAUGCAUUGAGUACAAGCUUUCAUUCUAGUUUGUUUGACAUUUGUAUCAGCAAUGGAUCAAUUUUCGCAAGGUAACGAAAUCGAAGAUGAUUUUUCUGUUAAUUUGGACAACUCGAGGGCUAAUUGGACUCCAUCUCAAGACCAAUAUUUUCUCGAACUUUUGCUGUCCCAUGUUCAUAAAGGCAACAAAACUGGCAAAGCAUUUACUAGAUUAGCCUGGACAGAUAUGACGGAACAAUUUAACAACAAAUUUGGGUUCAAGUAUGAUCUAGAAGUGUUGAAGAACCGUUACAAACGAUUCAAGAAGCAAUACUAUGAGAUAAAAGCGAUGGUUAGUCAAAAUGGAUUCCAAUGGGAUGGGACACUAAACAUGAUCACAGCAAAUGAUAAAACAUGGGACGAGUAUAUUAAGGCCCACCCCGAUGCCCAUGUUUUCAGAAAAAAAGUUGCUCCAUGUUAUAAUGAUUUAUGCAUAAUUUAUGGCCAUGCAGUUGCUGACGGGAGAUACAGCCUUUCAUGUUUUGACGAUGGUUUUGAAUAUGAAGAAAAUGCUUCGAAAGAACUGGAUGACCAUACUAGCACCAGUAAAGGAAUGGACAAACAGACUACCCCUACUCCCAGUCAAAGUAAAAUCGACUGGUCUCCAAUGAUGGACCGGGUUUUUGUUGAACUUAUGCUGGACCAGGUGCGUAAAGGGAACAAGGCUGGCCGUACGUUCACGAGGCAAUCAUGGGGAGACAUGGCAGAGUCAUUUAACGAUAGAUUUGGAUGUCAUUAUGGUAAGGUUGUGUUGAAAAACCGUUUCACUGUCCUGAGGAGGCAUUACGACUCUAUAAAUGUCCUCCUUGGCAAAGAAGGUUUCAGUUGGGAUAAGAGGGAACACAAGGUUGUGGCUGACGACAAAGUUUGGCAAAAAUGCAUCAGGGAAAAUCACAAGUUCCGACUGUACAGAAUUAAAAGCAUGCCUUUUUAUUCCGGCAUGUGCAUUGUAUGUCGUGACGAAGCUACUGCGGGUUGCAAGCCGAAUCUUGAAAGCAAAUCUUUUGAUGGCAAGAACUCUGUCCCAGACCCUAAUGCAUCAUUGCUUAUAGGUGGUGAAAAUAAUUUUACCGAAGAUGCUCAGCCUCUCUCUAUCCCCAAUUCAGCAUUGCAUGUAGGUGGCGAAAAUACCUUUACUAAAGACACUAUUUUUCAGCCUCUUCUUAAUGCAGCAUUACAUAUUGAUGGUGAAAAUAAUUUUACAAGAGAUAUUCAGCCUCUCCCUAACCCUAACGCAGCUUUCAAUCUACGUGGUGAAAAUAGUUUUACCAGGUAUAAUCAGCCUCUCCCUAACCCUAAUGCAGCUUUGAAUCUAGGUGGUGAAAAUAGUUUUACCAGAUAUACUCAGCCUCUCAAUGCAGAUUUCCAUCUAGGUGGUGAAAGUAAUUUUACCAGAGAUACUCAGUCUGUCAACACAAUAUUUGAUAUAGGCGGUGAAAAUACUUUUACCAGAAAUACCAUUAUUCAGCCUGUCCCAAACGCAGCAUUGCACAUAGGCAGUGAAAAUAAUUUUACCAGAGAUACCAUUAUUCAGCCUCUACAUAAUGCUGCAUUGAAUCUAGGUGGUGAAAAUAAUUUUACCAGAGAUACUAUUACUCAGCCUCUCCAGAAUGCUGCAUUGUUUAUAGGCGGUGAAAAUAAUUUUACCGAAGGAUCUCGGCUUCUCCCUAGUGCAGAUAAUGAAGGCGGUGAAAAGAACUCUGCCAGAGGUGAAGGCGGUGAAAGAAACUCUACUAGAAAAACUCAGCCUCUGAAAAAAGCAGAUAAGGAACCAUUGCUUCCAUGUGGUGGAAAAAAUGUUUCUGGUCAGAAAAAAAGACAUCAAACCAAAUUGCCUCCAACUUUGAAUGAGCCUAAGAAGGCAAGAAACAACUACAAUGAAGGCAUGUCAGUUGCCUUAAAAAAUAUGGCAGUUGCAGUUACAUCGUUAACGAAGAAAACAAAGAAAGAAGAUAAUUUUUCUGUAGGUAAUGUUAUGACCGUGCUUCAGGCUAUACCGGACUUGGAUGACGAUCUGAUAUUAGACGCAAUUGAUUUUUUGGAAGACGAAAAAAGAGCAAGGAUGUUUUUGGCGUUUCCUGCUAAUUUGAGAAAGAAAUGGUUAUUGAAAACGCUUCGUUCAUAAUGAUUGAUCAAUCGUCUCCUUCUUUGUUUUUUGUUUAUUUGGUAUUAACCCUCUGUUCUCGGGAAAAGAAGAUUUUGAUACUUUAGAGUUCGGUUGCAGUUUGUCAUCGUGAGUUUGGAGUAUAAAACAUUAAAGCCAUGUUUAAAACUUUAAAGUGAGUGUGGUAGUGGUUUCUUCCCAAAACUUUGUUAAAGUGAUUGUGUUUCACUAUUUUUUACUA
Trifolium pratense (red clover) is the source of this 2551-nucleotide messenger RNA. RefSeq lists its product as uncharacterized. Lineage: Eukaryota; Viridiplantae; Streptophyta; Magnoliopsida; Fabales; Fabaceae. The coding region runs from base 220 to 2331 and encodes 703 amino acids. The record is from RefSeq and is a predicted model, not a curated record. The transcript has 6 exons.